This is a messenger RNA of Dothidotthia symphoricarpi CBS 119687, 555 nucleotides long. RefSeq names its product dolichol phosphate-mannose biosynthesis regulatory. The coding region runs from base 80 to 343 and encodes 87 amino acids. NCBI's taxonomy places the organism in Eukaryota, Fungi, Ascomycota, Dothideomycetes, Pleosporales, Dothidotthiaceae. Gene Ontology annotation, cellular component: dolichol-phosphate-mannose synthase complex; endoplasmic reticulum membrane. Gene Ontology annotation, molecular function: enzyme regulator activity. Gene Ontology annotation, biological process: GPI anchor biosynthetic process. The record is from RefSeq and is a predicted model, not a curated record. The transcript has 3 exons.
ACGGGCGCAGAGAUACAGUCAGACAGACAGGGAGACAAUCGCAUUCACUCAUUCACUACCCCGAACCAGCUAAUUCACCAUGCUCGACCGUCUUGUAGGCCUCAGCAUGCUCAUCGCAGCCACGGCCAUCUUCGUCUACUACUCCGUCUGGACACUGUUCAUGCCCUUUGUCGACGACGACCACUUCCUCCACUCCCUCUUCCUGCCCCGCGUCUGGGCCAUUCGCAUCCCCGUGAUUCUGGUCAUCCUCUUCACCACCCUCGUCGGCAGCUUCCUGUCCGUUGUUAUGAUACGCAGCAAUCGGAAGAAGGCCCUCAAGGCCCAGGCCAAGAAGGCUUCGUAGGCGACGCGACACACGACAUGCUUCGGAAUACAGGGCUUGGGAUAGGGGUAUGCAUGUAUGGGCGUUGCUUUUUGUGACAUGGGAGAAUUAGGAAAAAGGGGGGAGGGAGUUAGAACAUGAUAGAAUGCGAGCAUAUGCGAUUGUGCGUACAAUUGACUGAUCCAAUCUGUACAUGUACAAGCUUCCACUUUCAAUGCAUAGAUACAUCCACC